Gossypium raimondii (Peruvian cotton) is the source of this 378-nucleotide messenger RNA. RefSeq lists its product as uncharacterized. Bases 1 to 378 code for a protein of 125 amino acids. The record is from RefSeq and is a predicted model, not a curated record. The transcript has a single exon. Lineage: Eukaryota; Viridiplantae; Streptophyta; Magnoliopsida; Malvales; Malvaceae.
AUGGAGUUUCUUCAGAAAUCAAUUCCCGGUACCUUGAGGGGAUACUGGAGAAGGCGGCGAUACCAAAGACUCCACGGCGGCGAAGUGAUCAAGAAAAAGAACGUAAAACUCACGAGGAUCGGAGCGAGGUCGCGAAGGUUUUGGAAGAUCAAAGCGAUACCGAAGCUGCGAUGGAGGCCGAUGAAGCUUUUGACGAAGCUCAAAAACGGUUACAUGAAUAUGAUGUUAAGGUUAGCUGGGACUGAGAAUCAAUUCGGAGGGAAACGGAUUCCCAAAGCUCGAAAGGUUGCUUUGGGUUAUUCGUGCUAUGAAUUUGAUCAAAGGUUGGUUUAUGAGAUUUACAAGAAUUUAAGUGCUACUCAUGAGCUAUAUGGAUAA